AUGGGAGAACUGUAUUCAGGCAGCUUAAAUGGCCUUGCUAGAGGUACUGAAGGUAUUCUAGGAGUCAGAAGGACACAGAUUGCAUUACCAAUGCAGCUCGCAAAUGCAUUUGAACUUGAGCGUAAGUUUGCUCUCUGUGUACCUUCUUCAUCCCAGUCGGGAUUUGGGGUCAUGUUUUUUGGUGAUGGACUAAGUUAUUACAUGCCUCCUCUUGCUGUCAUUGAAGAUUUUGUCAACAAGGCAGCAUCAAGAAAGAUUACUAGAGUAGAAUCUGUGGCACCAUUUGGAGCAUGUUUCAGCACAAAGAUGGCUAGCACUAAGACAGGACCAGCGGUGCCAACUAUUGAUUUGGUACAGCAAAGCAAGAGUGUGUAUUGGAGGAUUUAUGGUGCCAAUUCGAUGGUGAAGGUCAAGGAAAAUGUGCAAUGCUUAGGAGUUGUGGAUGGUGGAUCGAAGCUGAGAGCUUCCAUUGUUAUUGGGGGACAUUAUCAGUUGGUGGAUAAUAUAUAUAUUAGAGUUUGA
Quercus lobata is the source of this 522-nucleotide messenger RNA. Its product is annotated as probable aspartic proteinase GIP2. Gene Ontology annotation, biological process: proteolysis. The transcript has 3 exons. Bases 1 to 522 code for a protein of 173 amino acids. NCBI's taxonomy places the organism in Eukaryota, Viridiplantae, Streptophyta, Magnoliopsida, Fagales, Fagaceae. Gene Ontology annotation, molecular function: aspartic-type endopeptidase activity. The record is from RefSeq and is a predicted model, not a curated record.